This is a messenger RNA of Aspergillus affinis, 660 nucleotides long. Its product is annotated as MADS-box domain-containing protein. Bases 1 to 660 code for a protein of 219 amino acids. Gene Ontology annotation, biological process: positive regulation of transcription by RNA polymerase II. NCBI's taxonomy places the organism in Eukaryota, Fungi, Ascomycota, Eurotiomycetes, Eurotiales, Aspergillaceae. Gene Ontology annotation, molecular function: RNA polymerase II cis-regulatory region sequence-specific DNA binding; DNA-binding transcription factor activity, RNA polymerase II-specific; protein dimerization activity. The transcript is spliced from 3 exons. The record is from RefSeq and is a predicted model, not a curated record.
AUGGCCGACAUCACCGCCGUCGGUGAGGAGAACCCGUCUCCCACCCAGGAUGACCUGCAGCAGGCCGCCGGUAACGGCGCCGCUGACAACCGCGGUCCCAAGCGUUCUCGCAUGAGCGCCGACGACGACGACGAUGAUGAUGACAAGCCCGGUCGCGAGCGCAGAAAGAUUGAGAUCAAGUUCAUCCAGGAUAAGUCGCGUCGCCACAUCACCUUCUCCAAGCGGAAGGCGGGUAUCAUGAAGAAGGCCUACGAGCUCUCCGUCCUCACAGGUACCCAAGUUCUGCUCCUGGUCGUGUCGGAAACCGGUCUCGUCUAUACUUUUACGACUCCCAAGCUUCAACCGUUGGUGACCAAGGCCGAGGGCAAGAACCUCAUCCAGGCUUGCCUCAACGCUCCCGAUCCUACCACCAACGAGAACGGUGUCGAUGCCCCUGAGGUGCCCGCCGAGGCGCCCGAGGAUGUGGCUCACAACAACGUCAGCGCUCAGCAGUCGAACAUGCCUCGUCCUGCAGGGAUCCACCCUGGUUACAUGACCAACGAACAGCAACAGCAGAUGGCCUACUACCAGAACCUGCAGCAGCAACAGCAGGCGAGCGGGCAGUAUCCCGGUAUGCCUGUAGGCAACCGCAUGCCCCCUCAGCAUCAACCCACCGCGUAG